ACGGAAACCACCGCCUGUGAUGGAAACCAGUGAGGACAGGAGGUUAUUAUGGCGGACCCAGAGGUGUCAACACAGAGCGGGGGCUACGAUGUGGAGCUGUUUGUGGACACCCCCGACUACGACCUGAUCUGCACCAUAUGUCAGGGCGUCCUCAGGUGUCCAGUGAGAGCUGCGUGCCACCACAUCUUCUGCAAGAAAUGCAUCCUACAGUGGCUCAAGAGACAGGAGACAUGUCCCUGCUGCAGAAAGUCCGUCAACCCGAGCUUGAUCUUUGUCAUGUUCAAGCUGAGCAAAUCUAUUGGACGCUUGAAGGUCAAGUGUAAGAAUGAGAUCCGUGGUUGUGCAGAGACCUUCUCCCUCUCAGAGCAGUUCUGCCACAGUAUGAGCUGUGUGUAUGAGCUCAUCCCCUGUCCCUACCAGGGCUGUCGGGCUCAGCUCCUGCGCAGGGAUCUGGACACGCACGCACGCCACUGUGAGCACUGGCGUCAGCCCUGCCACAUGGGCUGCGGCGCCAUCCUCUCCCACCGCACCCGGGCCCAACACAACUGCUACAAGCAGCUGCGGCAGGAGUACGAUGCCAGGCAGAAGAACCACAGGGCCAUCGCCGCCGCCCUGCAGAGGAAGAUGAGGAGGAUGCAGAGCACCAUGGCGUACAUGAAGAGGCAGAUAGGGUUAAUCUGUGAGAGCCUGGAGGUGAUGGACGAUCUGCAUGAAGACGAGGAGGAGGACCUCGGAGAGAGCAGUGGCAGCUCCGGAGGACGCCAGGCAGCAACUUAAGCUGAGUGACAAGUUCCUGCCGCUGUUUCUUCUCCAUGUGUGUAUUUAUUUGAAGAUGUGUGUGUGUUUUUUAUAUUAUGUAGGAUUGAA
Molecule: messenger RNA, 867 nt
Organism: Limanda limanda (common dab)
Lineage: Eukaryota; Metazoa; Chordata; Actinopteri; Pleuronectiformes; Pleuronectidae
Gene: rnf151
Product: ring finger protein 151
Exons: 4
Coding region: 49-777 (242 amino acids)
Biological process (GO): regulation of canonical NF-kappaB signal transduction; positive regulation of JNK cascade
Cellular component (GO): plasma membrane signaling receptor complex
Molecular function (GO): zinc ion binding
Source: RefSeq, a predicted model, not a curated record